AACAUACUCACUUCAUCAGCGCCUUUUGAACGCAAUUUGGGAAUUGCCAUGCGUAAACUGGCCGUAUAUGCUGUGUAUAACAUGCAUCAAGCAUGCGAACUUUUUCUUCCUUUUAUUGAGCACGGCGUCUGAUGCUACCUUGAUUCCCACCCGACGAUGGCAACUAUUCACUGGUCCCUGCCCCGCUCGGAGCCGCCCCCUCACACAUCUGUAACAGCAACGAGCAUAGUUGCCUGUAUCACCGCCAUAUUGUUCCUACUUUAUAUGUUGUCCUUGAUUUGGAGUUUUCAUAACUCCCAGAAAUCACCCAUCCCCACCAACAAGCCUUCCGGUCAAAAAAUACAGUCCUUUGCCCCGUUUGUCUAUGCCUUCAUGGUCAUCACGGCUCUAGCUGAGGCCGCUACGUCUUCUUGGUUAUUGGUACAGUACCGCAUACACGGAAACUACCCAAAUAUGCUCACACGUACCGGAGCUAUCAUUCUAUUAUCUUCCGCGUGCUGGACAUGCUUAACCGCAGGGCUGUUGACCCAUAUCUUCUUGCAUCCCGCACACCGGUCCCAUCCCGUCUCCUCCGUAGGAUCCCAAGGACUCUGGCUGUUAAUAACGUGGAUGCUUUGGAUUGCCGGCGCUGUCGUAGUCAAUGGAGCUCUUCCUUCCUUGAUAACUAAAGGCAAUUGUCUUUCGAUCGUCUACUGUGGACAGUUACGGACGCUUUUUGCUCUUGCCGUGCUCGAAAUUGUCACCUUUUCCGGUUCUCUCGCCGUUUUAACAUUCCUGAUAUGGUCCUCUGCGCGCAACGGCCAUCGUAUUCACACACCUCAAUGAACUACUCUGAUUUCUAUAUAUAUUUUUGAUUUGUUUCUUCUUCACGAGCAUCUUUCAUAUG
Messenger RNA from Desarmillaria tabescens, 886 nucleotides. RefSeq lists its product as uncharacterized. The record is from RefSeq and is a predicted model, not a curated record. The transcript is spliced from 6 exons. Bases 157 to 825 code for a protein of 222 amino acids. NCBI's taxonomy places the organism in Eukaryota, Fungi, Basidiomycota, Agaricomycetes, Agaricales, Physalacriaceae.